AUGCCAACAGAUCAGCAAUCCACCAUCCUCCAGUCUCUGAACCAGGCGCAGCGUCGCGCUGUCACAUCUGAUGCGGCCACUGUCGCUAUCCUUGCCGGGCCAGGGAGCGGCAAGACACAUACCCUCACCUCCCGAGUCGCAUGGUUGAUCAAGCAGAGGGGGUUGAAGCCGGCCGAUGUCAUCGUCGCCACAUUCACCGUCAAAGCUGCCCGAGAAAUGAAGGAACGCAUCGGCAAGGCCUUGGGAGAGGAUGAGGAGAAAGAUGUCGUCUUGGGCACCUUUCACUCCAUCUCGAGGCGGUACCUUGCCAAGUACGGAAGCCGGAUUGGCCUGGACCCUCGAUUUGCCAUCGCCGACGAUGGGGACUCGAGGGCCAUCAUCCAACGGAUAUGCAAGCGAUUGGAUCUCAAGGUUGAACCAGCCUAUGUCAAGGCUUGGAUCAGCAAGCGAAAGGCGAAAGGGUCCACGUCGACGCCAGCGAGGAAGGGCAAGCGUCCGGCCGAGCCCCCCGAACUACACACUUGCUUUAAGGAAUACCAAGAUCACCUGCAGCGUUCCAAUCUGCUCGACUACGAUGACUUGCUCGUACGCUGCGUGGAUCUCCUACGAGAACACCCUUGUUGCGUAUCCAACGUCCAGGCGGUGCUGAUUGAUGAGUAUCAAGACACCAACGGAAUUCAAUACGACCUGAUGCGCCUCUUUGCUCAGGCAAGACAACGCAUCACCGUCGUUGGCGAUCCGGACCAGAGCAUCUACGGCUGGCGCUCAGCCGAAAUACGAAACCUCUACCGCCUUCUGCGCGACUUCCCCGGCACCGACGAAGUGUCCCUUGAAGAGAACUACCGGUCCUCCAAGUCCAUCCUCGACAUCUCUCUCCACGUCAUCCAGCAGGACAAGAAACGAUAUCAAAAAGUACUACUACCCGUCCACACUAAGGGUGCCCAGCCGGUAUUGCGGAAGCUCAAAAGCUCGUCCGCCGAGGGUGAGUGGAUAGUGACAGAACUCAGACGAACGAUCAUGCUCUGCGGGGGCAUGCUGAAGCACCAGGAUGUCGCCAUUCUCCUCCGAUCCGCUGCACUGUCUCGACAGAUCGAGUCGGCCCUCGGCAAAGCCGGCAUUGCCUACCGCAUGGUCGGUGGUAAAAAGUUUUACGACAGAAAGGAGAUCAAGAUCUUGCUCGACUACCUCCGCGUCGUCCAUCAGCCGGACAACAACGACGCCGUGGCGAGGGUGAUAAACGUCCCUCGAAGAGGUAUUGGUGAGGCGACCAUCAAAUCGCUGCUGGAAGAGGCCGAGCAAGCCAAGCUGAGCCUAUGGUCGGUACUGUGGCGGCAUUGUCGCGGGCAGCGUAAGGCGGCUACGAAUAUACGACCCAAGAUGGAGCAAAAGCUGAACACGGAGCUGCUCAAGAUUGUGUCAAGCCUCCAGCGGAAAGUGGAAGAGAUGAAACAGAGCAGCGCGAUGACUCUCGUCGAGUUGGUCGAAGAUCUCGUCAACCAGCUGAACUUCCGAAAGUACCUGCAGGAGGAGUAUGUCGAGGACCACGAAGGAAGGUGGGCAAACGUGCAGGAACUUGUCAAUCUAGCCGGAGAUUUUGUCCGGGACUUUGCAAGGUCCCAAGAGGAUGAGUUGCCAGAGAUCGAUGAAGUCGAGCAGUCCAAAGAAGAAGACAUGCUUGGCCGGUUUCUCGCCAACGUCGCACUGGCGUCCGACGCACAGAAGGAUGGCAAAGACCAGGACACAUCGUCGGUGGUGACGAUAUCGACAAUUCACGCAGCCAAAGGCCUGGAGUGGCCCGUGGUCUUCGUCCCGUCCGUCUACACAGGCUCGAUUCCUCACUCACGUGCCGAGGAUGACGACGAGGAGAGGCGGCUGCUGUAUGUUGCCAUGACCCGAGCUCAAGCUCUCCUUUAUCUCAGCCACCCCAUCCACGCAUCACAGGGUGCAAGCAGCAACAAGGUGGAGCUUUCACCCUUUGUGUCCCCCUUUGCGGCCAGAUUUGCGCAGAAGGGACCCUCCUUCGAUGUGCCAGUGGUGGAAACAGCGGCAAAGAUCCUUGGCCGUCCGGCGCCGACGCAAAGGGCCAUAUUCGGCAAGCUUCCCGCCAUGUUCUCGCCCGAGGACGACAGCUUUCCCGUCGAACCCUACGACCCGACAUCCAUCGACGGCGUCGAUGGCCACUCGGACGGGCACUUCUCGAGGGCGCCGAAGCGACAGCGCAAUGCCUACUCUGUCACCAAGGGUGACGGCGAGGCGGCGGAAACGCACCCGUGGGCGCCUGACUACGCUACGACGAUGGAAAGGUCAUCCGAAUUCACGAUGCCAGCACUUCCCAGAUUCGUCAGCGCCGGAGCGCACCAGACAGCACUCGCCGCGGCAGCGACCAAGGCGCCUGACACGGCGACAGCAGCCAAAGCACGGCCAGGGGGAGGGUCGACCCACCGUCGGCUAGACCAACACAGUCUUCUUGGCUUCGUCACCAUGGAGUCAAGGUCGCAGAAGCCGGCGCCGUCAAAGUACACGCCGGCAGACCUAUCGAGCGCCCGAUACCGAGCGACGGUGUCGCGCCAUACAGCGAGUGCGACAUCUGAGACAACGUCGACGGAUGGUGCGUCGAUGACUUCAAUUGACCCAGCACUAGCACAGCACAAGAUCCCGACCGGCAGGUCUUUUGCUCGCCCGAAUGAUACAAAAUUGGAGCGCAAUGUUUCGAAACCGUACGCGUUCUUCUCGAGCUCGCCCCCGCGAGAUGCAACCCCAGAGAAGGCGGAGGGCAAGGCGGAGGAUAAGGCGACGGAGAAGGUGGGAGCGGCGCCAGAGCCGAUUCUGCCGGCAGCCAGCUUCCACAAGACCACCUUCAUGUCAGUGAUGCCUCGUGCUGGCGUGAGGCGGCCAGUGGGUAUGGGUCCGGCGCCGUCCAUCGAUCGACUUCGGCAGCCGUUCAAGCCGUUCAAACCCUUGACGAUAAAUCGUCCUCAGGCCCCGGGCAGAUGA
Molecule: messenger RNA, 2994 nt
Organism: Drechmeria coniospora
Lineage: Eukaryota; Fungi; Ascomycota; Sordariomycetes; Hypocreales; Ophiocordycipitaceae
Product: DNA helicase, UvrD/REP type
Exons: 1
Coding region: 1-2994 (997 amino acids)
Biological process (GO): recombinational repair
Cellular component (GO): nucleus
Molecular function (GO): DNA binding; ATP binding; hydrolase activity
Source: RefSeq, a predicted model, not a curated record